UUGUUUCUAAUCAGUCUGCAAAUGUCGAUGGUGUGGGAAAACAUAUGAUUUUAGCUUCGUGAUUCUCAAAUUGGCUUCUUAUUUGACAUAUUCCCAAAAGGAAAUCGCAACGACCAGCAUUCAACUCUACAUGGAAACAUACAUACAUACAUACACAAGUACUAGCAUAAGCCGAACGCCAUUAGCUAGCCAAUAGCAAAAGUUCAUCCUGAAUUUAUUUUAGUCAUCAUCUCUCUAAACAAGGAAGUGCGCGAAGUGUGUAAACGAACGGUCGCCGAUGCUUCAAGAAGAAAAACCAAGUGCUUAAGAGAUGCUGCUUUGCAGAAUAAAGUAAAUACAUAAAUCAAAAGGCAAAAAUGUGCAAAAUUAAUUAAAAUCAAAAAGUGUUUUUUUUCGUUUUCAUCGCAUCGCAACUUGGAGUGCUGCAUUUACAUAUAAAUAGCACCGGAAUUUGCUUUAAAAAUAGCACACACACAAGCUAACAUAAAGUAGCAGAGUGAUCGAAAAGUAAUUGAAAAGCGCAAUACGCUAAUCCGCAGCUAAUAAGAUAUUUGCUUUAUUGUCGCCCCAGCGCAUAUUGCUUUGUUUUUUUAAAUAAUGUGGAAAAAAUAGAUUGGCCUCCGCCCUGAAAAAAGUGAUUUUCGAGUACAUACAUAUGCACACACAUAUAUAUAAAUGAAUAUACAUAUAUCGAAAAAUCCAGGAAAAGGAGGGAAUAUUGUGUUUCAUUUCGUUUUUAUGCUCGUUUCCAAAGAAAUUGGCCAAAAUAAAUACCCGGAUAAAGCGGAGUGUAUAAAAAGUGUGAGCGAAGAGUGCAAACAAAAUAAAAAAGUAAUAAAACGCGGAUAGACAAACAAAAACAAAAAAUAAUAGCAGUAACAAUAACAAUAAAAAAAGAACCUACCAAACGACUAACACCGACCGAGUGUAUUUAAUUAAGAGUACACAUAUAACGUCAUAGUUUCGUCAAAUUGUUUUGUUCAUCAAGUUCGUUGCUGGAAUCAUCAUCAUGGGCGAUAACAUCGAAAUGCUUAAAGCUUUGUAUGAUUUUCAAGCCGUCUAUCCCAAAACGAUUAGUUUCGAUGAGGGUGAAUACUUCAUUUUGUAUCAGACUUCGGCACGCCAAAGGAAUUGGUGGCAGGUGGUCAGCAUGAAGGGCAACAUAGGAUUUGUGCCUUCCAAUUACGUAAUGAAAAUAAAGGUUGAACCUGAUUUCCUGAUAAGCUUCCUAAACUCUUCCAUUGAGUCAUUGGAGCUUUCCAAAGAGGCUGAAAUAAAUGGCAUUAUGCCCAAAGAUGAACUGCUGGAUAGGCUGAGGGAAAAGAAAAUUUCCAUGGAGAAAAUGUAUUUGGAUAAUUCUGAAAGAGAUGGCGACUCAUCACUCUCCUUCUCACAGAGCAUUGGUGAUGGCAAACACAGUGCUCCUCAUUCACAAGAACAUCGACCCCACAGUCCACCGCAUUCGAAACGUUUGGAUAGCAGUAAGAAAUCAAUAUCAAGUCCUUCCAUGGCCACCGCAUUGCCUCUUAUGAUUUCCGAAUCACCCAGCAUGGGUUCCAUGCAAGUUCAAACGCAACAAGGCCAACAACAGCAGCAGGCACAGUUACCCUCACCGGCCCAGAGUAAAGUCAAUGAUGUGGCCCAAGACAACAGUGUAACCUCUGAACAUUCUGAGACCACCACCACCACAACAACUACCAGUGAAGAUGUGGUGACCACCUAUAAAGAGCCCAGUCUAAAUGAUUCAUCAGCUUCCUAUACACAUUCUAAAGAGAAUGGUACCCUAAAGAGCGAAAAUAAGGAUUCCUCCUCCAAAGAUCGAAAAUCCAAGGAGAAAUCCAGUAAAUUAGAUAAUCAUGUUAAAACGCAAAAUGGUAUUGAUGAAAAAGAGGACAAGACUGGUAACGAUCGAUCUGAGGGUAGUGAUGGACCUGCCAGCGAGGAGAGAAAUGUCAAUGGCACUGCCACAAAGGGUGACAGCAAUGAUAACAGUCAAAACCUUGAUAGUGAGGAUAGUGGUGCGGCCAUGCAACAAUUGCAUGCAGCAGCUGCGGCUGCAGCCUUGGCCCAUACUGGCGGUUAUCCCAGACCCAAUUUGAAGGUAGAGUCGUCAGAUGUCUAUCAAAUUGUUGAUGUCAUAAGACGUAACACCAAUCUGAGUUUUGAUUUGUCCUGCGAAGCCUUGCGAGUGGUACUCACCAGUUUAGAGCAGCUUUAUAAUGGUGCAAUCAAUCCUUAUCUGGAGGCGGUGGCCAUACACGUAACCGAAAAAGUGGAAACCCCCAAAGGAUUGCUGGGUGUCACACACGAUUCAAAGAAACUGCAGUACAUAUUCUCUCAAUUGGCCGAUUGUAAAAAUGACUCGGAACAGCGUACAUGGAUGUUGUAUGAGGAUGAAGAAGAUAUUGCUCAAUUUUUGGAGGAUUUGGUCGAUAUAUUGAAUAAUGCCGAUGAAACUAUUUGCUGCUAUGAAAUGUCCUGUGAUCAAUAUCAGGCCCUAGUCAAUUUGGUGCAGUACUAUCAAAUGGAAACACGUUGGAAUAUAAAACGUCUGUUGCUCAGAACAUUCACAGCUGCCUGUCAUUUGGAUCACAUUAUUGUUGAUAUACUGUUGACCUCAGUAUUGCCUUUGGAAAUUGUGGAAGAUAUGAAAACGAAUUUUUCAAAUUUAGAUCGUUUUAAGCAAUUAGUCAAAAUGUUAACAAUUAUAUUCUCACUGGGCCAACCUAUGCCUGUAAAUCACCAAGAUUAUCUGGGUGUACAUUUUGCCUCCUUCCUACUGGAAAUAAUCGAAGGCAAUAAUCCUGAAGUUCUAGUCGAUAUGGUUAUAUCUUUAGUUUUAGCCUUUAAUCUACAAUUUAAUGAGAGCACACAAAAUGUCAUAGUUGAAGCUAUGCAAACCUUACCCUCAGCCAAAGUGUUUACAGAGAAAAUCCUUUUACUUCUGAAUCGGGAGGAAGAUCCUGUUAAAGUUUUAAAACACACCACAGAUUGUAUGAAUUCAGUUUUGAAAAUGUUCAUUGAUAUCUUCAGUGUAUCGGAAACAGCGGCAAUGUUCUAUACCAAUGAUACCAAAGUUUUAAUAGACAUCAUUGUAAGACAACUGACUGAUUUAUGUGCUGGAAAUUCGCUGAGACGUUGCUAUUUGGAGUUGUGUCGUCGUAUUCUACGAAACACCGACUAUCAGGAACAUCAGCAUCGUAAACAAGAUUUUAUGAAAAUCUUUACCCGGAUAUUCUGUGAGGAAACUGAAUGUAGUGCCUCCGAUCAGAAACUAGUAAGAGAAAUAGCCAAUGAAUUUCCCCAGAUAUUCAAGGCUUAAGCAUAGAAAUAAAUGACAACAGAUGUAAGUUUGUUUACACUGAAAAUGCAAUUAAAUAAAACACAUUUUGAAACACCCACAAUACAUAUUUUUAAAAUAAGCAAUUUCUUAUAAGAGUUUUGUUCUUAAGGUUUCCCAAAAAAAUUUUGAGUAAAACUUGAUAAGUUCAUGACAAGGAUUAAUUUUUUUUUUAAAUUGUUUUUAUGUGAUAGCAAACAUUUUUGUUUUGUUUUUUUGAAUUUAUUUUUAACGUAGUUGUAAUAAAUUCUCUCUUUUUUAGAACCAAAGUAUUUUUUUUUUAUUUUUGUUUUAAUCUUUAAUGUGUUCUUAAAGAACUUUUUUUUAGUGAACUAUGAAACUUAAAUAAGAUUACUGGAAUAUAAUGAAACGAUGAGGAAGAAGAAAAAGAUAAGAAUCCUGUUAUUAUAUUUAAGGCCAUAUUGAACAUUUUUUUACAAAGUAUAAAGAAAAACCGAAAUAAUCCCAUAUAAAUUGAAACUUUGUAACAUAAUUUUUAGAUAAAUCGUAGUUUGAAAAAGUCUUCAAAUUCAAAUUGAAUAACUGAUUCAAGAAAUUAUUAUUAAUGAGAA
Molecule: messenger RNA, 3912 nt
Organism: Stomoxys calcitrans (stable fly)
Lineage: Eukaryota; Metazoa; Arthropoda; Insecta; Diptera; Muscidae
Product: NCK-interacting protein with SH3 domain
Exons: 8
Coding region: 1010-3322 (770 amino acids)
Biological process (GO): endocytosis
Molecular function (GO): protein binding; Arp2/3 complex binding
Source: RefSeq, a predicted model, not a curated record